AUGACAACCCAGCAAAGAUACUCGUAUUUGCUCUCUCCAUUUUAUGGAUGGCAAAAGGCCACUCUUUUAUCACCUCCAAUCGAAAAGAGGAAAGCUAGAGACUCUAGUAGCAGUAGUAGUAAACAAAAUCAAAAAAAACUUUUUUCAAGUGAUUUGUCCACAUCAUCGAACUUUGACGUAAUUGAGAAUUCACUGGUAGUUAAUGAUGAAGUUGAAGACAUGUUUUUUGAAUAUGUACCCAGGGAAGAAAAAGAGGAAAUAAGCAUUUUAGUUUUAAAAGUGAUGUUAGUAUCAUUAUUGCACACUCUUCUACAACACAUUAGAAAAUUACAAGAGGAAAUUAAAAUAUUAAAAGCCAAUGAUAAAAAAACACACUGUGAGACAGUAUUGACAGAUAAAAAUUGUAACUUUUACACGAACAUUGCUAACUUGGGGUUAUUCUACAAACUUCAUGAAAAAAUUGCACCGUCAGUCAGAAGGCGUUAUAGAAGUAAGAAUGAUCUUGAAGGGACAAGACAGUUCAAAGUUACCCCUGAAAAAAUGGGUCCAGAUAGAAAAUUGACUUCAUGCGAUGAAUUUAUAUUGUGUCUGAUGAAAUUGAGACUUGGUCUGUUAACACUCGAUUUAUCACAGCGGUUUGAAAUUUCUGAAAGUUUGUGUGUGAACAUUUUUGAUUGUUGGUUUAGAGGCAUGGCUGAAUAUUUGAAGUCAUUUGUUUAUAUUCCAGAUCCUGGCACACUUUUUUUGUCAUCUCUCAGACGCUUUCACCAAUUUAAAAACUUAAAUGGUAUUAUAGACUGUUCCGAAAUUUUUAUAGAGACACCAAGAGACCUAGAAUUACAAAGUGCAACAUGGUCAGAUUACAAGCAUCAUAAUACACUGAAAUUUCUUGUAUGUGUUGCACCCAAUUCAGCUAUAACAUUCAUAUCAAAAGCAUACACAGGAAGAAUUAGCGAUAAGCAAAUAACACUGGAUAGUGAAUUCUUGGACAAAAUUCCGAAAUAUAGUUCUAUUAUGGCAGACAAAGGUUUUAACUUAUUCGACGAAUGUGCUGCAAGAUGUUUAUAUUUUCUAGUACCACCUGGACGUAGAGGAGCAUCGCAAAUGACUCCCGCUGAAGUUAGCAAAACAAGUUCAAUCGCAAAAGUACGAAUUCUGGUUGAACAGGUUAUCAGACGAUUAAAAACAUUUCGCAUUUUGGCGACCGAACUACCGAUAUCUAUGUUGGGUCAUAUAGAUGAUAUUUUAAUUGUGUGCUCUGCAUUGUGCAAUUUCAAAGAUCCCAUAUAUACUGACUGA
Hydractinia symbiolongicarpus is the source of this 1299-nucleotide messenger RNA. RefSeq lists its product as uncharacterized. The transcript has 2 exons. NCBI's taxonomy places the organism in Eukaryota, Metazoa, Cnidaria, Hydrozoa, Anthoathecata, Hydractiniidae. The coding region runs from base 1 to 1299 and encodes 432 amino acids. The record is from RefSeq and is a predicted model, not a curated record.